Molecule: messenger RNA, 2969 nt
Organism: Aedes aegypti (yellow fever mosquito)
Lineage: Eukaryota; Metazoa; Arthropoda; Insecta; Diptera; Culicidae
Product: pickpocket protein 28
Exons: 4
Coding region: 993-2702 (569 amino acids)
Biological process (GO): sodium ion transmembrane transport
Cellular component (GO): membrane
Molecular function (GO): ligand-gated sodium channel activity
Source: RefSeq, a predicted model, not a curated record
GGUAAUAGUGACAAUAUUAUAAACAAGACAUCGUUGCCAGUAAUGAUUGCAUCAAUUUGAGUCUUUCUCAUGCCAGUUGAAUAAAAUUGGUGAUGUCAUACGUAGCCUUAAACAUUCCUAGCAGCACUGCAAACGAGCAGCUGACUUAAAAUUAGAAAAAUAAAAAAAAAGCGAUAACUGGUGAUCAGGUGAUUGUUUUUAGCACGGUUUUGUCAGGAUUUAAGUUAUUACCAGCAAAAACCAACUAGAAGAUGUUUUUCAAUGAGCAAGUAGUGAAAGUAAAUUAUGUUGGAUGUUCUACGCGCAGCGAAAAUGGUGUAAUUGGACGAAAAGUGUCCUUCGUUCGAGGGUGAAUACGUGUAAACAAACAUAGGCAAGUUUGUCGUUCGUUUUGAAAAUUAGCACGGUUUGUGAAAUUUCGACUAACUACUUGUUAUCAAACUAUGAAAAUGUUAAGGUUACAGUGUUUUGAUGUCCCGUUAGCAAUUUGGUAGCGAUUAGUUGUAGGUAAGUGGAAUAUUUUGAGAAAUAAUGUGGACCAUCGGCAAAUGUGUAUGUAUGUGUGAGGAAGCCAUCUUCACUGCCAUGACAGAGAUUCCAUCCUAUAUGUCCUUAAGAAAAUUUGAUCUAAGAAUAAAACAUACCUAAAUGUGUAACAUUCUAAUUGACUCUUUAUAGAAAUUUUAAUGAGUUGUAGGAACUACAUGUAAUUAUGGUAAGAAUUUACGUAACCGAAGAUACAGUGGUAACUCAUACUGAUUCCCAACAAUCCCUUGAUCUGAUUCUCUUUAGAUGUCGAUAUAUAAAAACAGUUUUUAAAAUGGCUUGAGAUAAUGUCACAUAUGGAGAUUGAUGAUAAACCCUACAUCAAAAAAUCAACUCUGCACGUGAUCCAUCAGCGGCCCAUUAGUGUCCGAUCCAAUUAAGCUAAUAACCGAAUGGAUGUCAAACUUAGACUCUGUUACUGUGUUGCGAACCAUUGAAAGAGUAGGAUGUACAACGAUCACCUCUCCAACCAAUAUCCUUUAUAUUUAAAGGAUUUUUUCAUCAGGCCGGAAAAGGUAUCGUCUCCAACGGUUCCUCAUCGCAAGCAAUCAGCGUACAAUAUUCGAACCGGAAUCCGAAAUAUUUUCGCCGAAUAUUGCUCCAACAGUUCAGUUCAUGGAGUAAACUAUGGAACCCAUGACCGAACACCGUGGGAACGUUUCUGGUGGAUUUUGAUGCUCGGUCUGUCACUUUAUGGUUGUGUUGCUCUGAUUGGGAACAUCUACUACAAGUGGGAACACAAACCGGUCAUACUUAGCUUCAAUGAACAACCAAUUUCGGUUUGGGAGAUACCUUUUCCAGCCAUCACGAUAUGUCCGGAGUCCAAAUUUCGUCCUGAGGUUCUGAACUUCACGCUGCUGGUUGAUCAAAUCUUCGAGAAUGCUGCUGGUGAUAUGAGCGAUGACGAAAUCCAAACUAUGCUGAGUUUGCUGCAGGUUUGUGAUCGUAUGUACUCACAUGGACAAUACCAGCGGAUUCUUAAGAACUAUAAAUUGAAACAGGACAUUGUCCAAAAACUUCUAGAAAUAUGUCCGGGAAAGAGUAAAGACCUAAUAAUUCAGUGCCGGAUGAGUGUCUACCCAUGCGAAGACUCGUUCAGAGAAACCGUAACUGAUGAGGGUAUUUGUUACACCUACAAUCUCAUACCAGAGCGAGAGAUGUUUCGGAUAGAUCAUCUGCACAAUAACUACGACUACUACCAAAGUUUACAUCCUUACUCCAAUUGGUCGUUGGACGAGGGCUACAAACCAAAUUGCGAUCUGAGAACUUAUCCCAGUAGAGUCUACGGUUCUGGAUUUGAAGCUGGGCUCUACAUGCAACUACGGAUUCCCAAAAGCUACGAUGAGUAUCACUGCCGGGAAGCGCUGGGAUUCAAAGUUUUGCUACACUCUCCAGCGGAGUUCCCGGUUAUCUCCAGAAAGUUCAUUCGCUUAACAUACAACCACGAAGUAACUAUGGCUCUGAAGCCCCAAAUAACGUCCAUAUCCAGCAGUUUACGAAGCUACAGCCCCCUUCGAAGACAAUGCUUCUUCAGUCAUGAACGAAAAUUGGAAUUCUUCGCGGUCUACAAUCAGGCCAACUGUGAAUUCGAAUGUCUCACCAACCAUACCCUGAAGCUGUGCGGCUGCGUUCGCUUCUCGAUGCCUUACGCCAAAGGUACGAAGAUCUGCGACACUUCCCAGAUGGAAUGUGCCAUUCAAGCGGAAAAUGAAAUUCAACUUUUGGUGGCAACCGAAGGAAUAAAGAAAAAUAGUUCUACCAGUGAUCACUGCUACUGUCUGCCGGCGUGUAACUCAAUCGAGUAUGACUCGGAACUGACGCAAACAAAGUACGACCAUGCUCGAUCAUUCCAGUUGCGCUACAGGUCACAGGUUCCGGACGAUCUGCUCGAAAAAGUCGUCAACAACAACUUUGCCAAGUUGGCAAUAUAUUUCAAGCAAGCCCAGUACAUGACCAUGAAGCGAAGUGAACUGUUCGGCUGGACGGAUUUCAUUGCCAACUGCGGCGGAGUGUUGGGUCUCUGCAUGGGUGUCAGUCUGCUGAGUUUGGCCGAGUUGCUCUACUACUGUGCGGUAAGGCCCAUCCUGCUUAUUCGUGAUUUUAGGAAGCAUGACGGUGGAAAUGGAGUCAUGGCCGUUAAACCGACGGUGGGCUAGUGAGGAAUGAUUGCGUGAAUGAUGUAGGUGCAGUUGGUAAUUAGUGCAGUGUGGUGCAUUGCAUGGAAUAUAAAAAGCAAAUUUAUAGUCUAGCGUUACAAACUGCAGAAGUUGUUUGAAUUUUGCGCACAUUUCUGUCUACAAAUCAGUAUAAGGGGUGAGUAACAUUAGGUUUACAAGUAGUUAAAUAAAUGAUCUGAUUGAACAUCUGCAAGACAAAUGAAUCUUAACUCGUUAACGCCAAAGGUAUCUAACAAUUGGAAUUGA